AAGGACAGUCACACAAUGUCCCUAACCUCACCUCUCCUCCAACUUCCUCUCUGCCAGUUCAAAUCCCUCAGCCUCACCACCCCAUUCCUUCAUGGCUCCUCACCAAUUUCCCUAUUCACCAAACCCCCUUCCUCUUCUUCUCCACCAUCCCCACAAUCCCCCAUUUUCCUCCCACCAAUCCGAGCCAUGAAGUCACUGCAAGGCCGAGUGGUCUGCGCCACCAGCGACAAGACCGUGGCCGUCGAGGUGGUCCGUCUAGCUCCGCACCCAAAGUACAAGCGGAGAGUGAGGAAGAAGAAGAAGUACCAAGCUCACGACCCCGAGAACCAGUUCAAAGUUGGGGACUUUGUUCAGCUCGAAAAGAGUAGACCCAUUAGCAAGACCAAGACUUUCGUUGCUGUUCCCGUCAUCGGAAGGAAUGCGCCAAAGUCGAAGGAGGCUGUAGCUCAGGAACUUGUACUUCCAUUGGAGUCUCUGCAAAGUUAGCGUGUAGGUUCUCUUUGUUUUUGAAGUGUACUUGUAUUGAACACUCUUUUGUUGUUAUGAUCUCUGUGAUCACGUUUUUAAUGAUAUCCGAUCGAUACACGUUUGUGGGUUUGAGUUGAAUAACAUGUUUGUGGGUUUGAUUUGUUAACCCGUUUGUGUUAUCUGCACUAAAGUUAUUGUUUUUGCCGUAGAAUUAGGGUUCUUGAGAUAUUUGCAAAGUGAGUGUUCGAUGAUUUGCCAAUGAG
Messenger RNA from Ilex paraguariensis (yerba mate), 731 nucleotides. NCBI's taxonomy places the organism in Eukaryota, Viridiplantae, Streptophyta, Magnoliopsida, Aquifoliales, Aquifoliaceae. The record is from the annotation of a GenBank genome assembly.